Apus apus (common swift) is the source of this 1987-nucleotide messenger RNA. RefSeq names its product ALG8 alpha-1,3-glucosyltransferase (gene ALG8). The record is from RefSeq and is a predicted model, not a curated record. The transcript is spliced from 13 exons. Gene Ontology annotation, biological process: protein N-linked glycosylation. Gene Ontology annotation, cellular component: endoplasmic reticulum membrane. Gene Ontology annotation, molecular function: dolichyl pyrophosphate Glc1Man9GlcNAc2 alpha-1,3-glucosyltransferase activity. The coding region runs from base 8 to 1570 and encodes 520 amino acids. NCBI's taxonomy places the organism in Eukaryota, Metazoa, Chordata, Aves, Apodiformes, Apodidae.
CGGCGCCAUGGCGGCGGGAGGCGGCUGGUUCCGCUCGCUGGCGCUCAGCGUCUCCUUCCUCAAGUGCCUCCUCGUCCCCGCUUAUUACUCCACAGAUUUUGAAGUACACAGGAACUGGCUUGCCAUCACUCACAACUUACCCCUCUCUCAGUGGUACCAUGAAGCCACUUCGGAAUGGACCCUGGAUUAUCCUCCAUUCUUUGCUUGGUUUGAAUAUGUACUUUCACAUGUUGCCAAGUACUUUGACCCCAAGAUGUUGGUCAUCAAAAACCUAAAUUACACCAGUGACUCUACCAUCAUAUUCCAAAGAUUCUCUGUCAUCUUUACAGAUAUCCUUUUCAUAUAUGCAGUUCGUGAAUGCUGCAGAUGUGUAAAUGGGAAACGAGCUGCAAAGGAUAUCCUGGAAAAACCAACGUUUAUUCUUGCUGUCCUGCUCUUGUGGAAUUUUGGGUUGUUAAUUGUGGAUCAUAUUCACUUCCAGUACAAUGGCUUUCUGUUUGGUCUGAUGCUUCUUUCUGUUGCCCGACUUUGUCAGAAAAGAUACUUGGAGGGUGCUCUUCUUUUUGCUGUUCUGCUGCAUUUCAAACACAUCUACAUUUAUGUGGCUCCAGCAUAUGGCAUUUACCUGCUGCGUUCCUAUUGUUUUACUGCAAAUAAUGCAGAUGGAUCCCUGAAGUGGAGAAGUUUCAGCUUCCUUCAUGUAACUCUUCUGGGAUUGAUUGUCUGUCUUGUUUCUGCUCUUUCAUUGGGCCCCUUCAUAGUGUUGGGCCAGUUGCCUCAAGUCGUUUCCCGGCUUUUCCCUUUCAAGCGAGGCCUCUGCCAUGCCUAUUGGGCUCCUAACUUCUGGGCUCUGUACAAUGCCAUGGAUAAAGCACUAACAAUUUUGGGUUUAAAGUGCAACUUCCUUGAUCCCACAAAAAUUCCAAAAGCCUCCAUGACAGGAGGGCUGGUUCAAGAAUUCCAGCAUACUGUUCUCCCUUCUGUGACUCCUCUGGCAACAUUAAUCUGUACUUUCAUAUCUAUAUUGCCCUCUGUUUUCUGUCUUUGGUUUAAACCUCAAGGGCCCCGGGGCUUCCUUCAGUGCCUUGUUCUCUGCGCGUUGAGCUCCUUCAUGUUCGGCUGGCACGUGCAUGAGAAGGCAAUCCUCCUUGCCAUUCUGCCUCUAAGCUUGUUGUCUGUUCAGAGGGCAAAGGAUGCUGGCAUCUACCUGAUCCUGGCAACCACAGGGCACUUCUCACUUUUUCCACUGCUGUUCACACUGCCAGAGCUUCCAAUUAAAAUACUGCUUAUGCUGCUGUUUACAGUUUAUAGCUUCUCUGCAUUGAAAUCUCUAUUCAGGAGAGAGAGGCCUCUCCUGAACUGGCUUGAAACGAUCUACCUCGUCCAACUAGUGCCUUUGGAAAUAUUCUGUGAAAUGAUCUUUCCUCUGACCCCCUGGGAACAGCACUUCCCUUUUGCCCCCCUGUUGCUGACCUCUGUGUACUGUGCUCUGGGCAUCACCUACGCCUGGCUCAAACUCUACGUCUCUGUCUUCACCGAGCGGAUCUCAGUGAGACAAAAGGCUGAGUGAAACUGUGGUGUUGGGACCAGUCCCAGGCUUGAGGGAACAGUGGGGCACUGUGAGGGGUUGUAACAAGGACCUACAACUCUCAGUACAACACAGUGUCUAUGUAUCAUCACCACAAGCAGAGCUGCUGUUCCAACACACUCCUGUACUGACCAAUGAGGAUACCUCUCAUCAGAAGCACUUGUCACAGUAACAUGGGACAUGCUGAGAUGCCACUUGCCCCGGGGGUAGACUGUGAAGUUUCAUGAGGUCCAGACUUCUGUCCCAAGGAAAACCUGCCUGGCUUUCCCAUUACUGUUUGUAUUUGAAUAAAAAUCACUGUGGCAAAGUACAAGGGAUCAUUGCUGUGUAGAAGAGAGUGCUCUAACUGCAUUCCGUGGAAUAUGUAAAUUAAAAACUUGAUACUUUUUGUUUGAGCAA